Molecule: messenger RNA, 1268 nt
Organism: Amyelois transitella
Lineage: Eukaryota; Metazoa; Arthropoda; Insecta; Lepidoptera; Pyralidae
Exons: 7
Coding region: 278-1231 (317 amino acids)
Biological process (GO): regulation of transcription by RNA polymerase II
Cellular component (GO): nucleus
Molecular function (GO): protein binding
Source: RefSeq, a predicted model, not a curated record
GCACAAGAUACCAACUCAUAUUCAUUAAAUAUUUAUUUAAAUUGAUCCAUCCAUAAAAUAACGCCUUUUUCCCGGAGGGGUAGGCAGAGGCUACAUCUUUCCACUUGUCACGAUCUCUGCAUACUUCUUUUGCUUCAUCCACAUUCAUAACUCUUCAUGCAAACUCGGCGGUUUCGAGUACUCUUGAAAUAAAGUUAUUUUAUUUAUAGAUAAAACAAUUAAAUAAAUUCAUAACAUAACUAAAUUAUUAAACAAAUAUAAAUAGGUUUUAUCUGCCAUGGCGCAAUCCAAAGUGUCCCUUUCAUGGGACGCUUAUAGAAGCAAUGUUUGCAGAGGUUUGAGCUCCUUGCAACAGACUGAAGAAUUUGUAGACAUGACAAUAGCAGCCGACGGGCAUUUCGUGAAAGUCCACCAAGUAAUGCUAGCUCUAGCAAGCCCUUACAUCAAGGAACUCAUAUCUUCCAUAAAGUGCCCGCACCCUGUUCUCUUUUUAAAUAAAAUAUCACACACAACUCUGGGUUUGAUACUGGAAUAUAUUUACACUGGCCAAGUGUUGGUGUCGCUUGAGAACCUCACGGAUCUGUUGGUGGCAGGGCGAGAACUACAUAUAAAAGGCCUGGAAGAUAUGAAAUUACAUGAAGGCCUCACUUUGAGGCAAACAAAUGAUGAUUCUGAGAACGAGGAUGCACAGGACGAUGACGUGUGCUAUUUUGAAGUGGCCGACCCGGGCAUGGAAGAAAACACUUCGGAAGCUGAAAUUUUAGGCGAUGCAUACAAUGACAUGAAAUGUAUGGCCAAUGAAAACGACCAUAUGGAGGAGUUGCAGGAAAUGCAUGUGAUUGAGCAUAGUGAAGCGUUGAGUGAAGCAGAUGAUCAGACUGCUGAUGUUAAGAACUCUAACUUGAAGAAGAAAGUUGAUACCAACGCGAAAGUGAUGCAGUACACCGUUUCGAACAAAGGCUCCUUACAGAUGAUACUAAACCGAUUUGUAUACUAUCUUAAACACACGAACCGGAAUAACACGAGGCAGUGGCGGUGUGUCGACUACGUGUCUCACAUCAAAUGUCCGGCCAGGGUGGUCACCAAAAACGAUAUGGUUUUACAGAGGGUCGCCGCACACAUACAUCCUUUCCACGACACGAAAAUCCUGAAGAAAGUGCGUCGAGGCGCCGUGUUCUCAGCUUUGAAAGACGCGAAGUUACAAGGGACACAGAACAACGACGAAACAUAGAUAGUUUAAAUUUAAUAAAUAAGUUAUUUUACUCGUU